GCGAUAAACGGUGAGACUAGCAGAAGCCGGUUUGGCGCAGUCAGCAGCAGUAAGUUAGCGGUAAAUAACCUAAUUUUAAUUUAUAAAAUACACAGAAUUUGAACUAGUUUCUGAUUAUUUUCGUGUUUUUUUCUUUUCACUCCGCCAGCGGAUUAUCCGCUCUGUUUAAACUCCCUUCAGCGUCUCUGUCGGACACUGGAUACACUGACAAUUCGGAUUAUAAUCCCACUAACGGACCGUUUUCAUUGAAUUCAAUCCGUUCAGGAGGCGAACUUGGAACCGGAGCAGAACCGAACAGGUUAUCCUCGGUGGUUCUGGUUAGGAAAUUCGCCUCAGAAGAACGGUUGUAGUUCCAGUGUUAGAAGCUAAUAUUCGGUAUUGUUUUGGGGAGCAGACGGAGGGACAUGUGACGUGGUGUUAGUCCGUCCAUCAGUUCGCAUUUUUUCUUCCUCCUUUUGUUAGUUCGGUUCGGGUUUAACAGAACAUUUAUGAUUCAGCAGCAGGGGACUCGUCUCCUCGCCGGUGUGUUCUGCCAGUGUCGGUCCGCGGAGACCCACGCUGGCGUGGACCCGGGUGGAGGGUGUGGGCCCCCUCCCUCUGUCCACCCGCAGUCCUCCUCCCAGGACUCUCGGUCCGGUUCGGAGAUGGUGGACCAUCCGUGUGACAUGUGCGGAGGUCCGGAGCAGGAGCACCGCCUGAAGGUUCUGUUCCAGAUCCUGGAUGUGAACGGGGACGGAGGGAUCUGCGUGAACGACCUGACCAUCGGUCUGAAGAAGCUGGGAGUCCACCGAACCGAGCACGAGCUCAUGAAAAUAGUCAAAGCAGGAGAUAAAGACCAGGACGGGCAGCUGGACUUCGAAGAGUUCGUUCAUUACCUCAGAGACCACGAGAAGAAACUGCGGCUGGUCUUCAAGAGCCUGGACAAGAAGAACGACGGUGAGGAGCACGCUGAGGUUCUCACACUGAUCCAGAAUUUCCCAAAGUUUCCUCAGUCUGGGAGCAGACGGCUUCAGUUUGGGAUCGACUCGCAGGAGAUCAUGCAGUCCCUGCGGGACCUGGGCAUAAACAUCUCUGAGGAACAGGCUGAGGAGAUUCUGAGAAGCAUGGAUAAAAAUGGCACCAUGACCAUCGACUGGGACGAGUGGAGAGAUUAUCACCUGCUGCAUCCUGCGGACAACAUUCCUGAAAUCAUCCUGUACUGGAAACACUCCACGAUCCUGGACGUUGGUGAGAGUAUAAUCGUCCCUGACGAGUUCACAGCAGAGGAGAAGAAAACGGGCAUGUGGUGGCGGCACCUGGUGGCUGGUGGUGGAGCGGGAGCCGUGUCCCGGACCUGUACGGCGCCUCUCGAUAGGCUCAAAGUUCUGAUGCAGGUUCACGCCUCCAAAAGCAACAGCAUGCGCAUCGCCGGCGGGUUCCUCCAGAUGGUCAGAGAGGGCGGGGUGAGGUCGCUAUGGAGAGGAAACGGGAUCAACGUGAUCAAAAUCGCUCCGGAGUCUGCCAUCAAGUUCAUGGCGUACGAGCAGAUAAAACGGCUCAUCGGAAGCAACCAGGAGACGUUGGGAAUGACGGAGAGGUUUGUGUCCGGCUCUCUGGCUGGAGCCAUCGCUCAGAGCAGCAUCUACCCCAUGGAGGUUCUGAAGACGCGCUUGGCCCUCAGGAAGACGGGUCAGUACUCUGGGAUCGUGGACUGUGGCAAACACAUGCUCCAGAGGGAAGGAAUGAUAGCUUUCUACAAAGGUUACGUCCCCAACAUGCUGGGCAUCAUCCCCUACGCCGGCAUCGAUCUGGCCGUCUAUGAGACCUUAAAGAACUACUGGCUCCAACGCUUCGCCACAGACAGCGCUGAUCCCGGAGUCUUUGUGCUGCUGGCCUGUGGAACCACCUCCAGCACCUGCGGACAACUGGCGAGCUACCCUCUGGCUCUGGUCCGGACGCGGAUGCAGGCACAAGCCUCCGUGGAGGGCGGACCUCAGAUGACCAUGACGGGCCUCUUCCGGCACAUCGUCCGGACAGAAGGAGCGCUGGGACUCUACCGAGGCCUCGCCCCCAACUUCAUGAAGGUCAUCCCAUCUGUCAGCAUUAGCUACGUGGUCUACGAGUACCUGAAGAUCGCGCUGGGGGUCCAAUCCAGGUGAAGGGACCACGAGCUCGGACCCCAGCUGGCCAAAAAGUCCCCGCUUCCUCCUUCAUGUUGGACUGAACCAAUCAGCAGGAAGUUUGGACAGAAGGAUGGAGAGAAGUCAUGAAGGAGGCAGCCGGGCUUCCAGCGUCUGUUUGCUCUGAUUUUUUUAUUUUAUUUUUUAGUGCUUUAUCACCUCUGAGUCUUAAUUCAAACACCAGUUGACAUGACUGAGUUACUGGAAACCAGAGGAAGAGAAGCUUCUUGAAAGGGUUCAAGUCUCUGAUGGAGAUUCUGAUCAAACAUCAGAAGCUUUGGGCCGUAAAGGAACUAUUGAACCCAGCUGAGGUUAAAAUAAAUCAUCACGACAUGUUCCUCCAUGUUCCUUCAUGUUUCUGCUGUUUGAUCAGCUGCUGUCAGCCCCGCCCUCACAAAGUGACCCGACUGGGAUCAGCGGCAGCUCCGAGCACAAGCAGCUCAGCAUCUUUGUCACAUCAGCGAUGAUGAAGCUCCUCUUCAGUUCUAACAGUUCGGUUUAUGAAGUUGGACCUUCGGCACCUCCUGCAGAACAUGUGGGUAAAAAAAAAAAAGAAAGUUUUAAGACAUCAGUUUUUUUAUUUGAGUUUUAGACCUUUGGUAAAGUCAAUCAUCUCAGCUCCUCCGGGUCCUGAUGGGUUCUGAUCCAGAAUAAAGUAGCGAUAAACUGAUGGAGCAGAACUUCAUCAGCAGUUAUCAGGACGUUGCUUCAGGUUUUGGUGCUGAAGAAAGACCUGAGCUGAAGUAAAGCGUUCAUUCUCUGUCAUCUAGAUUAAUAAUCGGUUCCAGCCUGAUGGAGCUGGUUGAUCCUCAGCCGCGGUACGAGGACGCAGUGGACAGGGUUAAAGGUUACACACAGCUUCAGAAGCUGCAAUGCUUAGAAGUCUAGUCCUCAGAAACGUCCAACAUCUCACAUUUUCUCUCAUCACUCCUUUAAACUGCACAGCUCAGCCUGAUGCAUUCAGGCUUCCU
Messenger RNA from Cyprinodon tularosa, 3130 nucleotides. It is a transcript of the gene slc25a25b, whose product is annotated as solute carrier family 25 member 25b. The transcript is spliced from 10 exons. Gene Ontology annotation, molecular function: calcium ion binding; ATP transmembrane transporter activity. The coding region runs from base 489 to 2138 and encodes 549 amino acids. Gene Ontology annotation, cellular component: mitochondrial inner membrane. Gene Ontology annotation, biological process: transmembrane transport. NCBI's taxonomy places the organism in Eukaryota, Metazoa, Chordata, Actinopteri, Cyprinodontiformes, Cyprinodontidae. The record is from RefSeq and is a predicted model, not a curated record.